Messenger RNA from Trichosporon asahii var. asahii CBS 2479, 873 nucleotides. RefSeq names its product prephenate dehydrogenase. Lineage: Eukaryota; Fungi; Basidiomycota; Tremellomycetes; Trichosporonales; Trichosporonaceae. The coding region runs from base 1 to 873 and encodes 290 amino acids. Gene Ontology annotation, biological process: L-tyrosine biosynthetic process. Gene Ontology annotation, molecular function: prephenate dehydrogenase (NAD+) activity; NAD+ binding. The transcript has 3 exons. The record is from RefSeq and is a predicted model, not a curated record.
AUGGGAGAAGCUUGGCAUUGCGAGGGCCAGUACCCGUGGGAGCGGGCGCGCUGGGUGUCCGGUAUCGAGGUUGUGAAGGUCAACAUUGCGUUGCGAAUCUACUCCGCCAAGUGGCACGUCUAUGCCGGUCUUGCGCUUCUCAACCCGGCUGCUCAGCGCCAAAUCCAGCAGUUCGCUCGUUCGUGCACGGAGCUGUUCAAGCUCAUGACGGGCGGUCAUCAGAAAGAGCUCAGCGAGCGUGUGUGGGCCGCCCGCGAAAAGGUCUUCGGCUGGAAGCGGGAUGAGGACGGGCACGAUGAAGAGCGCCGACCAAUUUUGCUUUCAGACGAGAUUCUUAACCAGUUCAGUCUCGGAACAAAGGACCCCAAUGCUCCUGAGGAGCCUAACUCUCAUCUCAGUCUGCUCGCCAUGGUGGACUGCUGGGCGAAGCUCGACAUCAACCCGCUCGAGCAUCUCGAGGUUGCCGGUACGCCCGUUUUCAUGCUCUGGAUCGGUGUCGCUGAGUACCUGUUCCGCUCUCGAGACCGCAUCGAGAAGGCGAUCAAUGCUGGAUUGAAUGACAAGGUCUUCCGUGCGGAUGACCUGGAGUUCACCGUCGCGGCCCGCCAAUGGGGCGAGUGUGUUUCCUUCGGCAACUUUGACCUCUACGAGCGUCGAUUUAUGGACACAGCCACGACACCUCCACCAGCUAUGCGUGACCUCUCUUCCUGCCAUACCUACCGGCUAAAGGGCAUCUCCCGCGACGGUUAUCCACAGAACCCACUCGAGGACAUCGUGCGGACCAGAGAUCGCGCGGAAGGAGGUGCCACACGCGGUGCUCAUCGCGCGGGGGCGGCAACUUAUGACCGCCUCGACAGGCGCGCUAGGAACUGA